This is a messenger RNA of Anopheles merus, 5096 nucleotides long. It is a transcript of the gene Su(dx), whose product is annotated as E3 ubiquitin-protein ligase Su(dx). NCBI's taxonomy places the organism in Eukaryota, Metazoa, Arthropoda, Insecta, Diptera, Culicidae. The record is from RefSeq and is a predicted model, not a curated record. The transcript has 7 exons. Gene Ontology annotation, molecular function: protein binding; ubiquitin protein ligase activity. Bases 701 to 3715 code for a protein of 1004 amino acids. Gene Ontology annotation, biological process: ubiquitin-dependent protein catabolic process.
CAAGAUGGAAGUGAUUUGACGUUCUGCGAAUUGGUUCAUCGGAGUGUGAUCUUUAUUAGCAUUCGCAUUCGCUGUGAAAAAGGGUGCCCAUUGGUCACACACAGGCAGCAAACAUUCCGAUUGAACUAUUCUUAAGUUGCUAAUUGUCCGUGCUGCGAUUGUGUGCCAACUGUGCAAAGGUCGUAAACAAAGGCCCGAAGGUAGAGGUAAACGGAGCGAGCCAAAGCCGUCGUCGGACCAGCGGAACAAAAUUACUUACCACCCGUGAAAACGGAACGACAUAGUUUACGGAAAACCUCCGCACUGACUGCACUGGUUACGUACCAUCACACAACGGUGAAACGUCCUUCGUCUGGUGUUUGCAUCGAGCCAGCAAUAGCAGCAGCAAGUUGGAAAAAGCAUCAUGUGAAAUCAUCCCGUGUAUCUCCGCACCGAAAGGCUGACCACUUCAAAACACGACGGGUUUUAAGCAGGGUCGAGAGAGGGCCAUAUUCGGUGAAAGUAGACGCAAUAAAAGGCGCAAACGAAGGACCGUCUGGAAAAUACCCAUCGCGUAAUCGCCUCCAUUUGCUGUAGCGCGUUCAAGAACGAAGGCGUAGAUUGUUUGAUCCGUCGGCCCAGAUAGAGAAAGCGGAAUACGAAGAGGUGGUCGUAGGUUUCUUCAAGGCACACCCCAUCCCAAACAUACCCCGGCCGGCAGAUGGACGACGGUACCAUCCAUCAGCUGAUUGUGAUAAUCGAGCACGCCACCUUCCGGAGCAAUGGCUUCCUAAAGCCCAACCCGUACGUCGAGUUUUCGAUCGAUGGCAAAACUUCACGCAAGACAGAUAUCAUCAAAAACACCAACACACCGAAAUGGAACGAGCGGUUCACGAGCAUCGUGUCGCCCGGCUCGGUGCUGCACUUUCGCGUCCUAGACCAUUCGAGCUUCCGCAAGGAUUCACUGCUCGGCCAGCAGACCGUCGAGCUGGCGGGCAUUCUGCGACACUACAACGGUGUGCUCGAACUGCUCGAACUCAACAUGGACCUGCUGAUCGAUGGGACGGGCUCGUCCAAAACCAGCGAACCGCGCCAACCGGUCAAAGCGGGCGAGCUGGUGGUCGUGCUCGAUGGUUUGAAGAUCGAUAUGCGCCAUUUGGGGGCGGGUGCGGGUGCAUUGCGCGGCAAUGAAACCGGUACCAGCGGAAUGGUCAACGUAAAUGGGCAGCUGUCGGGCGGUCCUAGCGAUUUGGCGCCGAACGGUGUGCACUAUCACACGCUACGGAGCAGCAUACUGAACGGCGGCAUUCGGGCGCGAAUGCGUUUGCGAGGCACCGGAGGUGGCAGCACAUCGCAACAGCUGCAGCCGGCGUCAUCAUCCACCGGUGGUAUGAUGAAUCAUGCACUAGUACCGUCAUCCUCGUCCUCAUCGGCGGCCGUGCAGCACCAUCAGUCGCAACACUCGCCCGCUUCCCACGCUAGCCAAAGCAACAGCAGCACAAGCAACAAUAACGCCACGUCCACGGCGUCCGAUUGUGUGUCGUCGUCGUUAAACGAGUUCAGUAUAGCGGGCGGAUCGUACGGCACCAUGGGCAACGGUAUCAUGACGGCCGGUUCCUCUCCGAACGGGGGUGGCGGUGGAGGCAGCUCGUCGGGCGCCUCCUCGUCGACGGGCGCUAUCCGACGAAGUGGCAUCAACUGGGAUCAGCAGAACGUUUCGCCGGUGGCCUCGUCCGCGGGAUACCACGCUCGACUCGGUCCAGUGUAUUCGAACUCGUCGCAGGAAGGCCUCAUCAACGGUGUACCGGGUGGGGGACACACAAACACGGCCAUGUUGCCGGUCGCAGGUGGAAGUCCUGGCGGUGCAAAUAAUGGUGGUGGUGGUGCCGCCAUACCGAUGCCGAUGGGCGGGAGCUUAACCGAUCAGCAGCUUAUACUGCAGCAUCAGCAACAGCAGCAGCAAAAUCCCAUCGACGACGAACCGCUACCGGCCGGGUGGGAGAUGCGGGUGGACAAGUUCGGCCGGCGCUACUACGUCGAUCACAACACGCGCUCGACGUAUUGGGAGAAGCCGCAGCCGCUGCCGGCUGGCUGGGAGCAGCGGCGCGAUCCCCGCGGCCGUGUGUACUACGUGGAUCAUAACACGCGCACCACCACCUGGCAGCGGCCGAACAGCGAGCGGCUGAUGCACUUCCAGCACUGGCAGGGCCAGCGGCAACACAUCAUCUCGCAGGGCAAUCAGCGGUUCCUCUACCCCCAGCACGCCCAGCAAUCGAACUCGAUCUCGGUGGCGCACGAAGAGGACGAUGGGCUGGGACCGCUGCCGGACGGAUGGGAAAAACGCGUCCAGCCGGACAAUCGGGUGUACUUUGUGAACCAUAAAAACCGCACCACCCAGUGGGAAGACCCGCGGACGCAGGGCCAGGAGGUGAGCAUGCUGGCGGAGGGUCCACUGCCGCCCGGCUGGGAGAUUCGCUACACCGCCAACGGGGAGCGGUUCUUCGUGGAUCACAACAAUCGUAAAACGACGUUUGAGGAUCCGCGACCAGGCGCACCGAAGGGCGCGAAGGGUGUGUACGGUGUGCCGAAGGCGUACGAGCGCUCUUUCCGCUGGAAGCUGAGCCAGUUCCGGUAUCUGUGUCAGAGCAAUGCGCUUGCGUCCCACAUCAAAAUAACGCUCACGCGGCAAACGCUGUUCGAGGAUUCGUACCACCAGAUCAUGCGGCUGCCGGCGUACGAGCUGAGGCGCCGGCUGUACAUUAUCUUCCGCGGCGAGGAGGGGCUCGACUACGGCGGUGUAUCGCGCGAGUGGUUCUUCCUGCUGUCGCACGAAGUGCUCAACCCAAUGUACUGCCUGUUUGAAUACGCGAACAAGAACAACUACAGCCUGCAGAUCAAUCCGGCCAGCUACGUGAAUCCGGAUCACCUGCAGUACUUCAAGUUCAUUGGGCGGUUCAUCGCGAUGGCACUGUACCAUGGGCGGUUCAUCUAUUCCGGCUUCACGAUGCCGUUCUACAAGCGCAUGCUGAACAAAAAGCUAACGACCAAAGACAUCGAAACGAUCGAUCCGGAGUUUUACAACUCGCUCAUCUGGGUGCGGGACAACAACAUCGACGAGUGCGGGCUGGAGCUGUGGUUCAGCGUCGAUUUCGAGGUGUUGGGACAGAUCAUCCAUCACGAGCUGAAGGAUAACGGUGACAAGGAGCGCGUGACGGAGGAGAACAAGGAAGAGUACAUCUCGCUCAUGACCGAGUGGCGAAUGACGAGGGGUAUCGAGGAGCAGACCAAAACCUUCCUGGAUGGGUUUAACGAGGUGGUACCGCUCGAAUGGUUAAAGUACUUUGAUGAGCGCGAGCUGGAGCUAAUGCUGUGCGGCAUGCAGGAGAUCGAUGUGGACGACUGGCAGCGCAAUUCCAUCUAUCGGCAUUACAAUCGCAACAGCAAACAGGUCGUUUGGUUCUGGCAGUUUGUGCGGGAAACGGACAACGAAAAGCGGGCCCGUCUGUUGCAGUUCGUUACCGGCACCUGCCGCGUACCGGUCGGCGGGUUCGCCGAGCUGAUGGGCUCGAACGGGCCGCAGCGCUUCUGCAUCGAGAAGGUGGGCAAGGACACGUGGCUGCCCCGAUCGCACACGUGCUUCAAUCGGUUAGAUCUACCACCGUACAAGAGCUACGAUCAGCUGGUAGAGAAGCUAAACUAUGCGAUCGAAGAGACUGAAGGUUUCGGGCAGGAGUAAGGUACAGGUUCUACAGGCAGGUAAAAUCGGGCGAAGAAGGAGGAGGAGGAAGAGGAUAAACGGUAUAUAUAAAAAAACAAAUGUGAUCAUUUUAUGGGAAAUAGUAAUGGUUCUUAGAAAAUGGGGGGUUAACCUGAGCGGGGAACGGGAGAAGAUCGGGUCGGAGAUAUGGAUUGGGUUAGUUGUAAAGUGUAAGUGGCAAGUUUCUGUACCUAGAUAUUGUAUAUGAGAGUGUGUGGUUUUCUUUGUUUUGCGAGCAAAGAAACAGUGCAGGUGUUUUGGAUGCGCGGGAGGAACACGUUUUAAAAGCUUUUGUACGUAGCACAUCCGUAGCCGCACGACGGGAAAGGAAUUGGGGCUGUAGUGAAACAGUAACGAAACCGUGGCCGCCUCUUUGUGCUUGUGUAAAUAGUGUUCGAGAACGAGAAGCCAUAUUUUCAAUCGCGCACGUACCCGGCUAAAGCUACAAAUGUUGCUUGUUUUGCCUUGUGGCAUGUACUCUUGGUUCUGUAUAUUAACAGAAGGUAUUUUGUUUGUUUGUUUAUUCGUUUUGUGUUAUGGAUUUCUAUUUAGUUUGCCAAGGAAAGUGAACGUAUAUGAUUAAUGGACCAUUUUAUUAAGAGAGAAUGCGUGUGUCGACGGGUAUGGUGUGACGCGUGAGGUGUAACAUAAUAUGGCCAAAUAGCAGCUGACGUUAUCCGUAUGCAAAAUCUAAACAGAUUGUUCAGUUGAUGCAAAUUCUUUCCUUUCUUUUGAGUUUUAUUUCGAAACAUGAUUGAGAAGUCGUUGAAUAAGGACACAUUUCUCAUGGUGAAGCCACCCGGUAUGAUACCGCUUGUCCUAUUGCUGUCUGUGCUACUAAUGACGUACGGUUGUUUUAAUACGGAGAGAUGGUUCAUACUAACAACAAGUCAGCUUGGGCGCAAUAUGGUGCUGAGGGACCGAUGAUACAGUAAACGCCAGCUGACCCGGCUGAGCACAUGACGCUCGAUGCGUGCUACAUUCCCCAUAGAUGGUUUUGCAUUGCAACGUGUGGUGGUACGCACUAUACCAAUCGCAAUGGAAACGUGAAAAGUGUAGUUUUUAGUGUAAUAUUAUACUGUGUAAAAAGUUAGACAAAUGCACACGGGGGGCGCUAGAGCUCGCGAAGAAAGGUUAUAGAUUGUUUUAAACAAUGACGAUGAAGAAAUAAUAAUAAAUAUAUAAAUAUAUAUAUAUAUAUAUAAAUGAUGAAAACACACUAUUUAAGUAUAUCUUGGGCACACACUGGGCUUAAUUUAGGAGAUUAAUAAAACAAGAAAAGAUACAGUUUAAGUAAACAGAAAGCGCGAAACCGGCGCAGAGAACAAACGAAACAAGGUAUAAUACUAGAGAAUAUCAA